AUGAUUGCUGUAUUAGAACCAUUCUCAGAUAGCAUCAAUAUCAAUAUGUUUAAAAGUAUGCUCGCCAUGGAUCAUGCUACCAGUAACACCAAUGGAAAAAUUUGGAUUUUUUGGAACACUAAUAUCUCGUGUACUGUAUUGGAAGCAGAUGAACAGCAGGUCACUUGUGAAAUCAGCCACACUGAAAUUCAGGGUAAUUAUAUCAAAACCUUUGUGUAUGCCAAAUGCAAGGAAUAUCUCAGGGAACCUCUCUGGGACAGACUGCUUCACUUUGCUAAUACUAGAUAUAAUUCUCCUUGGUGUACAGUUGGAGACUUUAAUGUCAUAACUGACAUUGAUGAAAAAUUGGGAGGUAUUCCAUACAAUAUGAGAAAAAGUCUAGAGUUCAUUAGUGUUAUUGAAGCAUGUGGACUCAUGGAUUUGGGAUUUAACGGACCUAAAUUCACUUGGUCUAAUCAAAGGGGUAUCAAUUUCAGAAUUUGGAAGAGGUUGGAUAGGGCUAUGGUUAAUGAUAAUUGGUUGCAAAAUAUGCCUCAAUCUUGCAUCACCCAUCUCCCUUCUGUGGGGUCUGAUCACUGCCCUUUACUUAUGGAAAUGACUGCCAGGCCUGACGACUGCAUCAAAUAUUUCAGAUUCCUUAACUGUUGGGUUGAGCAACCUUCAUUCGAGAACACUGUCUCUGCCUGCUGGAACAGACCUAUCGAAGGAAACCCCAUGUGGAUCUUCCAUCAAAAAAUGAAGAGAUUAGCUUCUACUCUUAGUGCUUGGUCCAAGAUGCAAUUUGGUGAUAUUUAUGCUAAAGUCAGGGAUUUCGAGAAAAGAGUCAAGGUAGCUGAAGACAAUCUCCUUCAACACAACACUGAGAAACAUAGAGAAGAGCUUCAUAGUAUUAAUGCUGAGUAUAUUCGAUACAUGAAGUUAGAAGAUGCUAUCCUUAAACAAAAAUCACAAUUGCAAUGGUUUAAAGAUGGUGAUGGUAACUCCAAAUAUUUCCAUGCUUUGAUUAGAGGAAGGAGGAGAAGAUUAUUUGUCCAUAAGAUCCUCAAGGAUAAUGAUGAAUGGAUACAAGGAGACGAACAUAUUGCAAAGGCAGCUUGCGAUCAUUUUCAGCAUAUAUUCACAGGUGUAGAUAAGAAGAUUGAUGAACUCCCUAUGGAAUGUAUCCCAAGACUAGUCAGCCAGGAACAGAACGACGGACUGAAAGAAAUUCCAUCCAUUGAAGAGCUUAAGGAAGUUGUCUAUUCCAUGAAUCCCAAUUCAGCAGCGGGACCGGAUGGUAUGAAUGGUUAUUUCUUCCAGAAGUGCUGGAAUAUUAUCAACAAGGAUUUGAUGGCUGUGAUUCAUGCAUUUUUCAGUGGCCAGAUGAUCCCUAAAUAUUUUUCACAUACCUGUCUUAUUCUUCUGCCUAAAGUGAAAAACCCUAACAGACUCAAUGAAUUCAGGCCUAUCAGCUUGAGUAAUUUCAUUACCAAUAUUAUUUCUAAGCUUUUAUGUCUUAGAUUAGCUCCUAUUUUACCUAGUCUGAUUUCUCCAAAUCAAUCAGGCUUUGUAAAAGGUAGAAGCAUAUCGGAGAACAUUAUGCUAGCUCAAGAAAUUAUACACCAGAUUAAGAAACCUAUUAUUGGAAGCAAUGUUGUGAUCAAGCUUGAUAUGGCAAAAGCUUACGACAGGGUUUCAUGGUCAUAUAUUUGUUUGAUCCUAAGAAAAAUGGGCUUUGAAGAGAUUUUCAUUGACAUGAUAUGGAGAAUUAUGGCCAACAAUUGGUACUCUAUCAUUCUUAAUGGUAGAAGAUAUGGUUUCUUCCAUUCGACUAGAGGCCUUAAACAAGGUGAUCCACUAUCCCCAGCCCUAUUUAUUUUAGGUGCUGAGGUGUUAGCUAGGUCUCUGAACAGACUCCACCAACAUCCUCUUUAUCAUGGCUUCUAUAUGGAGAUGAGAGGACCUCAGAUUAACCACCUAAGUUUCGCGGAUGACAUCAUAAUUUUCACCUCGGGGAGGAAGGAUUCUCUCAAACUCAUCAUGCAGACCUUGACUACUUAUGAAAAGAUCUCUGGUCAACUCAUUAACAAAGACAAGAGUCAUUUUCUGCUCCAUCCUAAUGCCUUCAGAACUACGUGCAACAGAAUUAAAAGGUAUACUGGAUUUCAUCAAAAGGAGGCUCCUAUUACGUACCUUGGUUGUCCACUAUUUAUUGGAAGACCGAGACUGAUCUACUUUUCUGAGCUUAUCAGCAAGAUAAUGAAUAGAAUUAAUGGUUGGCAAUCUAAGAUGCUAAGUUAUGGGGGUAAAGCCACCUUGAUUAAGCAUAUUCAAGGCAUUAUGGCUGACUUUCUUUGGGGACGAAGAGAUGACAAGAAAAAGUAUCAUUGGUCGUCAUGGAAAAAUCUUAGCUUUCCGUAUGAGGAAGGGGGAAUUGGAGUAAGAACCAAACGAACACUUUGGGGAGACUUUCUUAAAGCAAAAUAUUGCCAAAGAUCGAAUCCCAUUAGCAAAAAAUGGGAUACGGGUGAGUCUCAAGCAUGGAAGGUCCUUAUGAGGAACAAACAUAAGGUGGAAAAACAUAUCCAAUGGAAGAUUAACAAUGGUUCGAGUUCAUUUUGGUGGGACAACUGGUUAGGAGUAGGACCUUUAGCUCAAUUCACUACCACGAGCCAUAGAUUCGACAAUGAAACUAUCGCAGAUUUUAUGGCAAAUGGGCAGUGGAAGAUCGACAAACUGAUCAGGCUUGCUCCUCAGAACCAUUUACCUGCAAUUCUGUCCACUAACAUACAGUUACAGCAUGCUAAUCCAAACCUGGCAAUAUGGAGUCCCAAUUCCAGUGGCUUCUUUACUGUAUCUUCUGCUUGGGAUAUUAUUAGAGAUAAAAGAGCAAAAACCAAGCUUAACUCCUACACUUGGAAUCGAAAUAUCCCUUUCAAAUGUUCUUUCUUGCUAUGGAGAACAAUUAGGGGCAAACUCCCUACCAACGAAAAGAUAUCUAAUUUUGGAAUCGAACCAAAUGAAUGCUACUGCUGUCACUCUCCAGGAGCAGACACCAUUGAGCAUACCUUUAACACGGGGAACUUUGCCAAAAAUGUGUGGAGAUUUUUUGCGAUUUCUUUAGGCAUCCAAACUGAUUUUUUGCCUCUUAGAAACAUGAUCAUGAGAUGGUGGAGCUCUACUCAUUACAACGAAGCACACAAGCUUAUUCUCCAAGCUACUCCAAUCUUUAUUUGUUGGAACUUGUGGAAAAAUAGAUGCGCGAAAAAAUACGGAGGCAAACAAUCCAACAUUGCAAGAGUUAAGCAUUUAGUGAUUUUGGACACCUUCAAGCUGCUGCAUACAACCUUUCCAUAUAUAUCGUGGCCUUUGGGAUGGAACAAGCUAUGCACACUCAUUGAAAAAUGUACUCACGAUAUCAAGGUCACUGCUGUCCAGUGGAUUAAACCACCAGCCAGGUGGUUUAAAUUAAAUACGGAUGGGAGUGCCUUGAGUAACCCGGGCAGCAUAGGAGCAGGGGGUGUGCUCAGGAAUUCUUUGGGAGAUAUUAUCUUUGCAUUUUCAACCCCGUUAGGCGAGGGAACCAAUAACCAAGCGGAAGUGGAGGCUGCUUUAUUUGGUUUAUCGUGGUGUGUACAAUUGAAUUAUAAGAAUGUGAUCCUUGAAGUUGACUCCCAACUCCUUGUGGAUUGGCUUAUGAACAACAAAUCAACACCGUGGUCUAUCUCACCCCAAAUGCAACAGCUUCACCAAGUUAUCAAUCAACUCACUCACUUCAAUUGCAUUCAUACUCUUAGGGAAGCAAAUUUUGUGGCAGACUCAUUAUCCAAACACAGUCACCAGCUCACCAGUCCUCACGUGUACUUCAGCAGCCAGCAACUCCCCAAACUGACAGCAACAUAUCUUCAACAAGACCACGCAGGUAUGGCAAGUUUCAGAAGAAGAAAAUUGAAGAGAAUUAAAGAACCUCCUUAA
Messenger RNA from Solanum tuberosum (potato), 3954 nucleotides. RefSeq lists its product as uncharacterized. The record is from RefSeq and is a predicted model, not a curated record. Bases 1 to 3954 code for a protein of 1317 amino acids. Gene Ontology annotation, molecular function: RNA-DNA hybrid ribonuclease activity; nucleic acid binding. The transcript has 3 exons. NCBI's taxonomy places the organism in Eukaryota, Viridiplantae, Streptophyta, Magnoliopsida, Solanales, Solanaceae.